GUGUGUUGUGUUUAUCUUUUCACGAGCCGGCUGUCAGUGUUGUUAGCUACUAGUGCUGUUAGCGAAAGAGUAUCAACACCACAAAAAUGUCUGGCGGAACCCGUCUGGAAAACGCCAACCCAGUGAUAUUCCAGCGAUCCGGCGAGAGGCUACAGACAGCCGCCGACGAGGAUGAAGACGUGUGUGACCCCAUCGACGACAGAGAAAUAUUCGAUUUGAUCAGAUCCAUCAAUGACCCGGAACAUCCGCUCUCCCUGGAAGAACUCAACGUGGUGGAGCAAGUUAGAGUCAAAGUGAACGAUGCGGACAGUACCGUGGGUAUCGAAUUCACUCCCACCAUCCCCCACUGUAGCAUGGCAACGCUCAUUGGACUGUCAAUCAAAGUCAAGCUGCUGCGUUCUCUGCCGGACCGCUUUAAAAUUGACGUGCACAUCACGCCGGGGACGCACGCCUCAGAGGAAGCAGUGAAUAAGCAGCUGGCCGACAAAGAGCGAGUGGCGGCAGCUCUGGAGAACUCGUCUCUACUGGAGGUGGUUAACCAGUGUCUGUCCUCCAGGAGUGUCUGAACAAGAAGAAGCCUUCAGCUGUGUUUUCUGGUGAUAGGAAAGAAUGUGUUCACCUGAGGAUGUGAAUUACAUGGCUGUGCAAGGCAGAUAUCAGCAGUGUGGAAAAGUGAGGCUCUCUGCUUGCUUGGCUUCCAGGUUUAAAACACACUGAGACACUUUAUUAGGUACACUUGCACCAUCAAAUAACUUCAAAUGCUAACCUCUUGUAUUGCAUCUCUUUAGAGCAGAUGUUCCCAACUUGUUUUUAUAUGCACAUCCUGAGAAAAACUUAAGUAUGUUCUGCUAAAUAAUAUUCAGUUUCAUGGAAGAAGGUUAAUUUGUAGUAAAAUUGGAAAAAAGCAUAUAGUAAUUAAAUCUAAAUAUUUACACAUCCACACACAGUUGGGGCGCAUUGCAUUAGAGGUCUGCAAGUGUACCUAAUGGUGUGGCUAUUAAUAUGAGGUAUUUUUACAUGCAUUUUGCAUAAAUUUAACUAUCAAGUCUAAUAUUAAAAAAAAAACAUUCAAGUAUACACCAAUAUAAGAUUGCCUUUUUUCUGCAGUAGGCAUUGGCAUGUCUAAAACAAUGAGUGUGCUUGCACAACUUUUUACGCAAACCUACCCUGACAGUGUUUUAUAAUAUUGCAUA
Messenger RNA from Dunckerocampus dactyliophorus (ringed pipefish), 1193 nucleotides. RefSeq names its product cytosolic iron-sulfur assembly component 2B (gene ciao2b). The transcript has 5 exons. Lineage: Eukaryota; Metazoa; Chordata; Actinopteri; Syngnathiformes; Syngnathidae. The coding region runs from base 87 to 566 and encodes 159 amino acids. Gene Ontology annotation, biological process: iron-sulfur cluster assembly. Gene Ontology annotation, cellular component: cytosolic [4Fe-4S] assembly targeting complex. The record is from RefSeq and is a predicted model, not a curated record.